Messenger RNA from Cordyceps militaris CM01, 1815 nucleotides. Its product is annotated as aminopeptidase P, putative. The transcript is spliced from 4 exons. Bases 1 to 1815 code for a protein of 604 amino acids. The record is from RefSeq and is a predicted model, not a curated record. NCBI's taxonomy places the organism in Eukaryota, Fungi, Ascomycota, Sordariomycetes, Hypocreales, Cordycipitaceae. Gene Ontology annotation, molecular function: metalloaminopeptidase activity.
AUGGAUCGUGUAAACACCACACCCCGCCUUGCGGAGCUCCGCAAGCUGAUGAAGGCGAACAACAUCAGUGCUUACAUUAUCCCCUCUGGUGACAGUCAUGCAUCUGAGUACGCCGCAGACUGCUUCAACCGCCGGGAGUACCUCUCGGGCUUCGACGGAUCUGCUGGCACGGCCGUCGUCAGCGAAGAUGCGGCGGCACUCUCGACCGACGGCCGAUACUUCAACCAGGCCACACAGCAGCUGGACGAUAACUGGAGGCUGAUAAAGUUUGGAAUUCCCGAGGAGAUGACCUGGCAGGACUGGGUAGCCGAGCAGUGCAAGGACGGCAAGGCGGCUGGCGUAGACCCGACCCUCAUCACGCCCGCUGUCGCGAAGAAGCUUACGGAGACGAUCCGUAAGGCUGGUGGCUCUGGACUGGUGGCUAUCCAUGAAAACCUGGUUGACAAGAUCUGGGGCAAAGAGCGUCCCGCCACCCCGACCAACACAAUUUUUAUCCACCCGGACAAGUAUGCUGGGAAAACCGUCAAGGACAAGCUCGCCGAGCUCCGCGAGGAGAUCGCUAAGAAAAAGGCUGCUGGUAUGUACGUCACUGCCUUGGACGAAGUUGCCUGGCUCUUCAAUCUCCGUGGUCACGAUGUCGAGUAUAACCCGGUUUUCUACUGCUAUGCAUCCAUCACACAUGACAAGGCCAUUCUUUACGUCGAGGAGUCCAAGGCCAAUCAAUCCGUCCGAGAUCACCUCGCUGCGAACGAUGUUGAGAUCAAGCCCUACACCAGAUUCUUUGCUGAUGUCGAGCAGGCCUCUGACGGCAAGUACCUGAUCACCGACACCGCCUCGUGGGCUGUGAAGACCGCCAUUGGCGGCGAGGACAAGGCCGAGGAGGUCAAGAGCUCUAUCACGGAUGCCAAGUCGGUCAAGAAUGACGUCGAGUUGGAGGGUAUGCGAGCUUGUCAUAUCCGUGACGGCGCUGCCCUGACUUCGUACUAUGCCUGGCUCGAGAACCAGCUUGUUGAGAAGAAGGCAUCCAUUGACGAGGCGCAGGCCGCCGACAUGCUGAUGGAGUUUCGCAAGAAGCAAGAUCUCUUCGUCGGCGAGUCCUUUGCAACCAUUUCCUGCACCGGACCCAACGCGGCCAUCAUGCACUACCACGCCAGACACGGCAAGAGCUCGAUCAUCGAUCCCAACGCCGUCUACCUCUGCGACGCUGGUGCCCAAUACUACGAUGGCACGACAGACACCACUCGCACUAUGCACUUUGGAACCCCGACCGAGCGCGAAAAGGAGGCUUACACGCGCGUCCUCAAGGGUCUCAUUGCCCUGGACCGGGCGAUCUUUCCCAAGGGCGCUACCGGGUUUGCUCUGGACGCCUUUGCCAGACAGUUUCUUUGGAACGCUGGCCUCGAUUUUCGCCACGGCACUGGCCAUGGUGUCGGUUCGUUCCUCAAUGUGCAUGAGGGCCCCAUGGGUAUCGGCGCCCGUCCGGCGUACAGCGAAUUCCCCCUCAAGCCCGGCAACGUCCUCUCGAAUGAACCCGGCUACUACGAAGAUGGCAACUUUGGUAUACGUAUCGAGAACGUCAUUGUAGUCAAGGAGGUCAGGACGAAGAAUAACUUUGGCGGCACGCCGUACUACGGAUUCGAAAACGUCACCAUGGCCCCCUAUUGUAGUAACAUGAUGGACAAGUCCCUACUGACCCAGGAGGAGAAGGAGUGGAUCAAUGCCAAGAACAAGGAGACUUUGGAAAAGACCCAGGGCUUGCUCGCGAAGGAUGAGCUGGCGCUCGCUUUCCUGCAGCGUAACACCCAGCCCAUCUAA